Molecule: messenger RNA, 918 nt
Organism: Penicillium canescens
Lineage: Eukaryota; Fungi; Ascomycota; Eurotiomycetes; Eurotiales; Aspergillaceae
Exons: 5
Coding region: 1-918 (305 amino acids)
Biological process (GO): transmembrane transport
Molecular function (GO): transmembrane transporter activity
Source: RefSeq, a predicted model, not a curated record
AUGCCGCUUGGCAUUCUAGACGAUGGCAAGCUGGAGCAUGUCCCCGGGACAGCUCCAUUAAACGAUCUCCAAGGCUCCACAAAUUACCCAGGCAUUGAUCCCAGUCUCCUCAAACAUGACCCAACUGGCCAAAUUGUACUUGUGCCUCAACCCUCCGACUCGUCAAAAAACCCAUACAACUGGCCUCGGAAAAAGAAAGAGCUGUUCACAAUUACCUAUGGCUGGGGUUGUGGUCGUGUUGGAUCCGUUAAGCCCCUUCUGGAAUUUGCAUUUGUUCCUCUUGCUGAAGAAUUUGAUGUCCCAUUGACAACAUUCGUAUCUGGUAACCAGGGCGGAACGAUCACCGCUAUCGCAAUCGGCAGUCUUUUGUUCAAAUCGCUCGCCGUCAAAUAUCGCAAGCGACCAGUCUACCCCAGUACUACAGUCGGCCUUAUGGUUUCGUGUUUCUGGGCUGCUGAGGCGAAGAGCUUGCCGUCUCUUGUUGCAGCUCGGGUUGUUUGUGGUUUAUUUAUGGCAUCAAUGGAGGCAUUGAUUCCGGCUUCAAUUGCAGACAUCUGGUUUGUGCACGGACGAGGCUUCCGAACAGCCAUCUUUAACCUAGGUGUUCUGGGUGAAAUCAAUCUUGCUAUUCCGAUCGCUGGAGGUGUUAUCGAGGACGGCUCAUAUCGCAUUUCUCUACAUCCCAUGGGCGGUGCUUUCGGGCUGGCGUUUAUCAUGAUCUUUUUCUGGAUGACGGAGUCUGCAUAUGCAGGAAGAAAUGCUUUGGAUAUUGACACUGGCAAUGAGACUGUUACAAUUGAGGGCAAGGAGAACAUUGAACAACUUGAGCACGCAUCCGGAACCGACCUUACCACGCAAGAAUCGGAGGCCGAGGCAUCCCCUGGUCUAGAGAGCUUCUGCCCUAUAACGGCUACUUAA